Messenger RNA from Oryzias latipes (Japanese medaka), 1530 nucleotides. RefSeq names its product armadillo repeat containing 1, like (gene armc1l). Gene Ontology annotation, molecular function: metal ion binding; protein binding. The record is from RefSeq and is a predicted model, not a curated record. NCBI's taxonomy places the organism in Eukaryota, Metazoa, Chordata, Actinopteri, Beloniformes, Adrianichthyidae.
CUACAACAUCCUUAGCCAAUCACGUAACGGGGACUAAAGGGGCACCAAAUUUGUAUUUUGCGGAACAAACUGCUUCGCUUCCAGGGCAAUCUUCGUGCACUAAGAUGAUGGAUGCACUGUCGGUGGUGUGUCAGCUGCGGGAUCUGGCUUCGGAACCACAGAACCGAGAGGCGAUAGUCCAGGAUCAGGGCUGCCUGCCCGGGCUGGUUCUGUUCCUGGACCACCAGGAUGCAGAAGUGCUGUUUGCAACUUUGCAGACCCUUCGGUAUUUGGCAGAAUUGACUCCAAACAUCACCACAAUGAAGAAUGAACUGGGUAUGAUGGUGAGCUUGGAAAAUCUUAUUGGAAGAGACGAACUGUCCGUCGACAUCACAGCCUUAGCUAAAGAGGUUUAUAACAUUCUGAGUCAGCCUGCUAAUCCUGCACCCCGCACACCAGAGCGGCAGAGGAGAAAAAAGCCACAGUUUUUUAUCAACUCCUCCAGUAAAAAAGCCAAGUCCGUCACGCUGCACAUCCAAGGCUUGGACAGCACACAGCAGCGAAGCUUGUGUGAAGAGGCUCUGCUCACUGUUAAAGGAGUGAUCAGCUUUACUUUCCAAAUGGCCUCCAAGAGAUGUACGGUCCGCAUUCGCUCGGACCUUCCCACCGAGAACCUGGCAACAGCAAUCGCUGCCACGAAGGUGCUGUCAGCCCAACAAGUGGUGAAGAAUGAGACCGGAGAAGAGGUUUACAUCCCUCUGAAUCCUGCUGGGACAGAGGUACCACAGAACUCAGCCCUCCCAGAUUAUCUCCCUGAAGAAGAGGAGAGUCCGGAAAGGGAAGUGGACAGAGCAAUUUCCCGCACAGCAGCCAAGGAAGAUUCCAGCGGAAGCUGGUUGAACGCUGCUGCGAGUUUCCUUUCAAAAUCUUUCUACUGGUAAAGCUGAGGGUCAGCUUUUAGCUCAAGGACAGACUGCUUCUCGUUGCUGGAAGAAACAUGACAUACAGUCAUGUUGACACUUCAUUAAAGCCCCACUCAAAUCAUCUUUUGAUCUAUUUUCAUAGCAGUGGUCUUUUGAUUAUGAUUGUGCAGUUUUUAGCCAAAAGAGAAAAAAAAGCAUGUGUAAUUUUUAGGAUAGUUUCUGCAAAGCGGCAGCAUUACAUUAGAAAUUCCCCUCCAAGCUGUUAAUGCAGAGUGAGCCCGACCCCAUUUCCCAUCAUUACCGAUGCAACAAUAAUACAGAGCAAUAUUAGAGCUAUCCAGAGGAGCAUGGAGCCUGUGGCCCGCUGAUAUUAGCUUCUAUGUCACACCCAACAGCUUUUUCCAACAGCCUUUUUUUUUUUUCGACUUCUGAAAUUUUCAGCUUGCAUGUCCUCCAUUAUCAGAAAAAUGCCACAAGAACAUAUUCAAAUCACCAAAAACUGGAUUUUCAUUGGAGUGGGUCUUUAAGUACAUGUACGGCUGGAAUCCAGAUCAACACUGAACUAUGAACUACUUUCCUUUUUAUGAUUUUCCUUUUUUGUUUACAUAAAUAAGUAAAUUCAAAACGU